UCUGUUCGUUUAGUUACCAGCGAUAAGUCGACAUAUUUGGACCUACCAGGAAAUAUUAGUUUAACCCACAAUGCCACCACCGCCUCACGAUCACUGUGGAGGACCACCACAUCGCCGUGGACCCGUGAUUAAGGUGCAGAUCGCACCGCCAUGGCCGCGGCGCCACCAUCGCCCGCCACCCCAGAUUGUGGUGGUGCAGCAGCCGCCGCCACCGCCACCACCAGUUACAGUGGUGCAACAGGCCCCUCCGCCACCGUACUACCAGUACCCUCCCCCACCACCACCAGGCAGUAGCCACUACCACAACCCACAAUAUUAAAAGCGAUCUGAGAACUUUGAUCUGUAAAUCAGCCAUGAUGAAUUUAUUUUAGGUAGUCUUACCAAGCCACUGUAUAAUCGUAAUAAAGUAUAUAUAU
Messenger RNA from Drosophila eugracilis, 416 nucleotides. Its product is annotated as extensin-1. NCBI's taxonomy places the organism in Eukaryota, Metazoa, Arthropoda, Insecta, Diptera, Drosophilidae. The coding region runs from base 71 to 319 and encodes 82 amino acids. The record is from RefSeq and is a predicted model, not a curated record. The transcript has a single exon.